UUAAUCAACUCAUAGUUUUCCCCCCACGUCUCUUUUUCGAUGCUCGGUGUUUAUUGUCUUUCAUCGACGUCAAAUGUAUUUUGAGCGCGCCCUUUAUUUGUGCAGCAACGAGACCCUUGGCUGUCGGUCACGCGCACACACGUGCACAGACGCACGCGCGCUUUUUCGUUGCUCCAGAAUCAAGAGAGGAGGCAGCAGCAGCAGCUGCAGCUGAGGAGGAGAAGCGGCUGGACAGAGACGGCAGACGGACGGGCUUUGACUUUGGGGACAUUGGGGACGUUUUGCUGGAGGAGCCAGUGAAGCGGAGGAUGGAGCAGCACUGAGAAGAGAGGGUAAAGCCAAGGUGGCACCGCGAGUAGAUGAUGCUCAUUUGCCGCAGGCCCCAUCAUCGUGAAAUCGGAUACGGACUUGCGGCGGAUGGGGUGACGGAGCUCGCUGCUCCGCCGGGGAGGUCCCUGCCUGCGGACGGUACCGGGGUGGGAGCUGCCUGGUUCUAAAAGGAAGGAAGGAGUGGCAAGUGGGGAAAAUGCAGACGGAGGAGGAGACGGCCACCGCGGAAGAGCCUAUUUUGGAGGAAGGGUCAGGACGAGAGCAGCAGCGACCACUCCAACAGUCUCUGGCCUCCUCCCUGUGUCGGGAGUCCCACUGGAAGUGCCUCCUCCUGACUCUCCUCAUGUACGGCUGCUUCGCCACACUUGCCUGGUGUGCUCUCUGUCGGGUGCCCGUCCUCGGCUCCUCCUCCAUACCUCUCGGUGCCGAUGACGAUGCGACCUCGGCAGCCUACUACAACGACAUCCUGCACCUGGAGAGUCCAUGCUCCAGUGGUUACGUCUACAUCCCCCUGGCCUUCCUGGCCAUGCUGUAUGUGGUUUACCUGGUGGAGUGUUGGCACUGCUUCUCCAAGACGGCCAUGUUGGCUCAUGCUGAAUUCCAGGAAGUGUACGAGCGUGUGCAGAGGCUUCAGCAGGCCACGCCCUGUAUUUGGUGGAAGGCCAUCAGCUACCAUUACGUGAGGAGGACGAGACAGGUGACGAGAUAUCGCAAUGGAGAUGCGUACACGACCACACAGGUCUACCACGAACGGGUCAACACUCACGCCUCCAGUUCAGAGUUCGACUACGCCCGUUACGGUGUCAAAGACGUGUCAAAGGAGCUGCUGGACUUGCAGGUUCACCCUGCAGUCCGCCUCCGUUUCACCAAGUGUUUCAGCUUCUCCAGCGCACGUGCAGAAGCUGCCUACCUCACCCAGCGAGCACGUUUCUUCGGGGAGAAUGAAGGGCUUGACGACUACAUGGAGGCCAGGGAGGGAAUGCACUUGAAGAAUGUGGACUUCCGUGAACACAUCCUGGCGUUCCCAGAUCCUGCUCAUCAGCCUUGGUUUUCCCGACAUAAAGUCUUCUGGCUAGCUUCGGCCUUCCUCUUGUCAUGGCCGCUGCGGGUCGUGUCAGAAUUUCGCACGGCGUACGUCCACUACCAUGUGGAGAAGCUCUUCGGUGAGGAUGAGGAUACGGGAGGAGGAGGUGGUGGAGGACCGGGAGUUGGGAGGGGGGAUGGGACUGAAGGUGGAACUGAAAAUGGAAUCCAUCCGGGAGGUAUUACCAUUGGGAUUGGUCUGAAUGGGACAAGUUACAGGGCAAUUUCUCGGGUCAACACAGUGGACAUGACAGAAUUGGAGUGGCACAUCCGCUGUAACCAACAGAUGGUCCCAAGCUACUCUGAAGCCCUGCUUAUGGACUUGGACAUAAGUGGGGGGACAAACCUCACUGCAUCUACCCCAAUCUCUGGGCCCCCAGGCAACACCCCCAAUCACGUGACCAACCCACCUCCUCUUGCUCUGCCUGUGGUGUUCAACUCAGCUUACCUCCUCCAGAGCUGUCCUCGAUGCCGGAGGACAACAUCCAGCUCCAGUCUUCCUUCCAGACUAAGAGCCCCCAUGGGAACCACAGCCCUCCUGAACGCCACUGUGGCAGGGAUCAGGGCAGCAGCGCCAGUAGGUGGAGGUAUAGGAGGAAGGCUGGUGCUCAGUAGAAGUGGAUUCUCACUCGGGAGGCUGGGAGGAGGACGCCAGAGCAGCCUGUUUCAUUCAAGGAGCAUCGGUGGAGGGCUGGGAGGCAGCAGGGAAGAUGGAGGAGGAAGUGUGGGAGGAGGGGGAGGAGGGGGAGGUGGGAUCGGCAGCGGUGGUGGGGGAAGCGGAGGAUUCCUGGGGUUAGGUUCGAGACAGGACAACGAGGAGACGAGAGGAGUGCUCGAAGGAGAAGGGGAUGACGAUGAAGAAGAGGAGCAGGAGGCGGAGUUGAGGAUUGAGGACCGGGGAAGAGGAGGCAGAGAGAGGGACGAAGAGGUUGAACAGGAGAACAGAGGGGGAGGUGAGGUGAGGGAAAGCGGGAGGGACCGUCCCCCAUCCUACGAGGACGCAUUCUUCUUUCCCGUCCUGAUCAUACAUGGAGAGGAGAGCUGCCAUGCUGGAGACGACAUGUGACAAACAGAGACAUCAACACACUGAAGGGAAGAAAAUAAGUGUGGACAGAGGCUGAGGGUUGAUGAAAGAGACUGAGCAGAAAGAGAAGAGUGGAAGGCAAUUGAGAUAUGAUAGACCUAGAACGAAUGAAAUGAGAACUGGAAGAGAGGGUUUGCUUCACAGCACACCAACCACAGAGAGGGUUGAUGGAUUCAGGCAAAACAAAUCAUCAGAUGUGAGACCAGCUCUGUGCUAGGAAAUAGGGAAGGUGAUAGAGUAGGAAGGUAAAAAGGAAUGAUCGUGAACGAGGUUAAGAGAAGCAGAAAAAGAGCAACAGUGAGAGGGAUAUGAGCAGAGUGUAAAAGUCAGAGGAGAUGGAUGCUGAUAGAGAUAAGAUGGAGUCUAAGCAGAGUGUGUGUGUGUGUGAGAGAGAGAGAAGAUGACAAAUCAGAUCUUUGGAAAAAAAUGGAAAGACUAAAAACUAGUCUAGUUCCAGAUAUAUCUAUGCAAGAACAUGAGUGGGAGGAGCGACUAAAGAUAGCAACUGGAGGGAAGUGGAGACGGUCCAAACUGGAUGAGUGGUUGUGGGUAUUUAAAAAAAACAAAACAAGUCGAGGAAUAAGGUAUUUUAAAGUUUCAGUUUUGCUAAAAUAU
Molecule: messenger RNA, 3112 nt
Organism: Solea senegalensis (Senegalese sole)
Lineage: Eukaryota; Metazoa; Chordata; Actinopteri; Pleuronectiformes; Soleidae
Product: transmembrane protein 151A
Exons: 6
Coding region: 527-2479 (650 amino acids)
Source: RefSeq, a predicted model, not a curated record